GUCAAAGUCCUUGGUUCCUUUGUUUUGAUGUGUCACCAAAAACUGCAGUAAAUCCAUAAGGUUACAACGAGUAAACUAUUUGGUAUUUAUGUUAUACAAAUAUUUCCUUGUAGGAGUCUCUGUGCCCAAGUCCAUGGAUAAUCGUGAUUGCUCUUCUCUGCAGGGUUAAUAUUCUGUUCAUAUGUAGACCUGUGUCAGCAGCAGAGCCCCAUAUUUCUAUCCGAUAAUUAAUCAGUACAGAAAUUACCACUUAGUAAAUUAUUUACGUUAUGUGAUCGGAGAUUUCUGGUAGGUCUAAUACACAGCGAAUUUAUUUUCGUACCUGUUUUUGUCGCACUUAUUGGCAUUUUUGUUAACCAGUUUGUAAUCAGCAUCUGUCAGGUUCUACUGAAUAUUCGUAGGAACUGUAAAAUAGAUCCACUCUCCUGAGUGUUCGUCCAACCACCGCCUUCUUGAGCUCCGAUUCUUUGUAACAUUGUUACCGACAACAAAAAUCUUUGUUAACUGAAGACGCAUAGCACUUUGUAGACGAAAAAUGUGUGACUGUGGUUUGCUAAGUUCCUAUGUAUAGCUGAGGCUAUAGCACUUCGAACUUACAAAGAGAUACCAUUUAUUAAUUAUACUUAAAGCAGCUCUACGUCACUUUGAAUUACUACAACUUAUAUGCUACACAGAAGCCUAGGGCGAUUUGUGAGUUUUUUAAGACAGUAUCUUCAUGAAGGUUGUAUAACAACGGAACGGCGAUAUCACCGUUUUCUUCGGACUUUGACAAUGUGGAUCGAAAUAUGACUGACGAAGGCUGUGGGUAGUUUGUUUUGGAUUUGGUUUGAAAUGCGCGUGCGGCAAAGUGCGUGCUAGAGUAUACGAAAUAAAGGAGUGUAAAGCACAGUGACGCAGCUUUGCAUCGUAAAUGCGUUGUACGUGAAUUCAGUCACCUUUUCUGACUACUCGAUAGCGUUUGAAUAUGAAAGCUGUAAGAAUUCAUAAAUUUGGAAGUAAAGAUGCGCUUAAGCUGGAGACAGUGCCCAUACCAGAAGUUGGCGAAUCGGAAGUUCUCGUGCGUGUUAAUGCUGCUGGUAUUAACCCUGUCGACACUUACAUCAGGGAAGGAUCAUUUGCUGUUCUGCCGACACUUCCGGCUAUACUGGGCAAAGAGGCAGCAGGCGUUGUUGAGAAAGUAGGAGAUGGAGUCCAAGGUUUAAAGGAAGGGGAUAGAGUAUUCACAUGCUUGCCAGAUAAUGGAGGCUAUGCAGAAUAUGUUACAUGCAAGAAAAACUAUGUCUUCCCGCUCUCAGAAAGGCUGUCAUUUAGUCAAGGUGCAGGGCUAUAUGUGCCAUACUUUACAGCAUAUAGAGCUUUGGUGACUAAGUGUCGCAUUAAACCGGGAGAAGUCCUUCUAAUUCAUGGUGCAAGUGGUGCAGUUGGAAUUGCAGCAUUACAGUUGGCCAAAGCAUGUGGAGUUUCUGUCGUUGGCACGGCUGGAACAUUGGAAGGCAUGGAACUAGUAAAGAGUCUGGGAGCAGACUUCGUGUUUAAUCAUAAAGAAAAGGGUUAUCUCAACAAUGCCGUAGCCGCAAUAGGAGGGCAAGGUUUCAAUGUUGUUUUGGAAAAUCUUGCUAAUAUUAACCUUGGUGCUGACCUCACAGUUCUGAAUCAACAAGCAAGAGUUGCUGUUGUAGGUUCUCGUGGAUCAGUUGAAGUGAAUCCUCGUUCACUCAUGCUGACUGAAAGUACCAUCAUAGGUGUUAAGCUGAUGGGAAAUACAGAGGAAGAACAUUUGGAGGCUGCUGGUGUGAUUCUGAAAGGAAUUGAAGAUGGAUGGGUUAAACCUAUAAUUGCCAAAGAAUAUGCACUUGAGGAAGCUUCCCAAGCUCAUCAUGACAUUAUUCAUAAUAAGGGUGCUAGAGGGAAACUUGUUUUCAAGGUGUGAAUUUUGUAAAAUGGUAAUUUACUUUAUGGUACCCUAAAGGUAUUAAAUGCAAACAGUUUGCUCAGCAUUAAUCCUACCAAUUUGAACUCUUAUGUUCCUGCAUAUGGCUUUUAUAGAGAAUGAGUUCAGUUUAGGGCAGUAUUGAAUACAUUAUGUAAUACAUUUUAGUUUCUAAAGCAUCAGGUUAUUUUGGAUUACAACGUUGGAGAUACUUACAGAUAUUAAUUUACAACACAUUUGACGUAAAUUAGUAUUUGUAAUGCCUCUAUUGAAACCAGUCUAUACUGUUGCUGUUGGAGAAGUACUGAACAUUGCUUCAGUGGCAAAAUUAGGGACUGGAUCAUUGUUGAAAUAAUUGUAUGGUCCUUAAGUAUUGAAGGAAGACUUUAAGAUUACAGAAUUAAUUUUUCAUUCUUAAAUCAAAAAUGCAUCAGUAAUUUUUUUUUUUUUUUUUUUUUUUGGGGGGGGGGGGGGGGGUACUGUAAAGUAAAUGUGUAUCAUAGUAACUUAUUGUUUGAUUUAUAUGACUUCUGUGCCUCUUGUAUGUUUUUUCUUAUAGAUAUGCUUUGUAAAAGAUCAACUUAUUAUUAUACAUUUGGACAAAGCAUUUUAUGUUAUUCUGGCAAAAGUCAGUUGUCAGUUUGGAACAUAUUUUUUUAUUGUGAUAUAUUAAUUGAAGAUAAAGAAAGAAAAUAUUAAACAUUUUCAAUUACACAGUGAUAAACAAGCUACUGCAUGCACUGCAUAUCAUGGAUUACAUGAAUGCUGUGAUACAUCACUGCACAUAUGAUCCUGCACAAUUAAUCAUUGGAACAUUUUUAAUUAUUUGUGUGUUCAGAAUGAAGGACAAGUGUGGUUACUUCAUAUUAAUAAUCUUUAUCCAGGCCUAUAUGUUGAGGAGUGUAAAAUGGAAACAUUUGUGAUGUAAUACGGAGUUCCCAAUGCAACUCAGUUUUCAUUCAGAUUUUCAGGAUCUCGUAUACAUUAGUGACAAAAUUCUUUGUCAUAAGUGAGCAGACAUUUGAGAAAGUUCGUGGAAAAACUGGUAUAUUUAACCAGUAUGUUUGCACUAAAGCACCAUCAUGUGAUGGAAUGCCUGUGGACUCAUUUUAUUAAAUAGGCUGGGAAGUGUCUAAUUGUUUGAUGUACAUUAAACAGAAAUAAAUAUUUAAGUAUUUUUUACACCACAGUAUUGCUUAACCUUUAUUGUGAUCUGUGAGCUUUAAAAAUGUCAGAAUUGUGACUAAUAGAAUGGCAAUUGUUUGCAGUGCUCAGAAGUUCUUGUUUAAACAUAUUUUGUUAGUUGCCUGCGCAUUUAUGCUUGGCAUUUGGUCAAGACAGCUGCUAUGUAUUGUAAUGUUUUAUUACUGUUAAUAAAUACAUUCCUUAAAUAA
This is a messenger RNA of Schistocerca gregaria, 3324 nucleotides long. RefSeq names its product zeta-crystallin-like. Gene Ontology annotation, molecular function: mRNA 3'-UTR binding; NADPH binding; quinone reductase (NADPH) activity. The transcript is spliced from 8 exons. Gene Ontology annotation, cellular component: cytosol. NCBI's taxonomy places the organism in Eukaryota, Metazoa, Arthropoda, Insecta, Orthoptera, Acrididae. The record is from RefSeq and is a predicted model, not a curated record. The coding region runs from base 965 to 1930 and encodes 321 amino acids.